AUGACGAAAAAUAUUCAUCUUGCUCAAGAGCUUAUGAGGCAAUAUAGUAGGAAGAGAGUUGUUCCGAGAUGCCUCCUUAAAAUUGAUAUUAGCAAAGCUUUUGACUCGGUUAGUUGGGACUUCCUCAAAAGUGUUCUUGAAGGGCUGAAUUUUCCUUUGAGAUUUGUUCAAUGGAUUAUGGAGUGUGUUACCACUCCGACAUAUUCGGUUGCUUUGAAUGGAAGUAUGUAUGGUUUCUUCAAAGGCGGGAAAGGCCUUCGGCAAGGUGAUCCACUUUCCCCUUUCUUGUUUGUGAUUUGUCUUGAAUAUUUUUCUAGGAUAAUCAAGGAUGCUACAAAUGAUAGUGAUUUUAAAUUAUCACCCAAAAUGUGGUCCCCUCAAGACUUGAUGCUUUUUGCAAGGGGUGAUGCGAUCAUCGGGUUUGAAGAUCAACACUACGAAUCCAGCAUCUACACAGCUGGAAUUUUUGGGUAUGAGCUUCAAACUAUUAUGGAAAUCUCAAAAUUUUCGAAAGGGACUAUGCCUUUUCGUUACUUGGGUAUUCCUCUUGCAUCGGAGAAGCUCAAAGUGAGUUCUUAUGCACCGUUUCUUGAAAAAAUAGCGGGUUAUAUUGGAGCUUGGAGUUGUGCAUCCUUAUCCUAUGCCGGCAAGUUGGAACUCAUUAGGGCCGUGCUUCAAGGCGUUGAAUGUUUUUGGCUUUCUAUAUUCCCCAUUUCGGCUACAAUUAUUUCAAGAAUUGUUAGCCUUUGUCGGAACUUCCUUUGGGGAUCAAAGAAGCCAUUGGUUGCAUGGAAGAAUCUAUGCCUUCCGAAAGCGGAAGGGGGCCUUGGAUUGAAAGACUUGAAGACUUGGAAUUUAGUGUUACUUGCUAAAUUCCUUUGGAACAUCCACAAGAAGAAGGACACCUUAUGGAUUAGAUGGGUUCAUCAUGCUUAUCUUAACGGCACUUGUAUUUGGGAGGUUCGUCCCAAAAAGGAUCACUCCCCACUUUUCAAGAAAUUACUUGAAAUCAGGGAUUUUAUUUCUGCUAAGGAAGCUGCCCAGCACACUGUGUUUUCGAGACAGCAACAUGAAACAGUGGCUCAUCAUUUUCAGAUUGAUCAGGGGGUUAACGGGAACACAUCGACUGAUGGUAGGGCAUUAAAUGGACGAUUUUUUGGGGCUGGGAGUGCUCUGCACGACCAGUAUUCUGGGCCUUCAUUCAACAGCAUUUCUGGCCGGCAGACAGCUUUGUUCGGUAGGCAGUUUUUUGAAUCUUCGACUCAAAAUUUGGGCUGUUCUAUGCAUGAUAAAUUCUCAACAAAAAUUGCCUAUGAUUACUUUAGGCAUAAAGGUACUUUGAAGCCGUGGGAAGGAGAAGUUUGGAAGCCGUGCAUCACUCCGAAGCAUUCUUUCUUGCUUUGGUUAGCAGCCCAAUCAAAGCUACUAACUAAAGACAAACUACUCUUCUUGGAUAUUGAUCGGAGGUGUGUUUUUUGUAGACUUUUUGAGGAAACUUGUGACCAUCUAUUCUUUAAGUGCUCCUUCACUUCCUCAUUAUGGGGGAGCAUUAGGAGUUGGCUUGGCAUCACAAGAUCUAUGUCUACACUUGCCAUUGCGCUUAAGUGGAUGAAAAAGGAGAAUCGUGGAACUUCGUGGUUGACCAAGACGAAGAGAGUUGCUCUUGCUAGCACAGUUUACUACAUAUGGCUUACGAGGAAUAGGAUGAUUUUUGAAGACCUCCCGGCCGACUUGGAUUCUAUUGCUAGAAGGAUCAAGACCCACGUAUACAAAGUCAUGUUUACUUUGUAUCCGGAUGUCUUGAUUCUUUAUGAAUCCUUGGCCAUGGAGCUCUAA
Molecule: messenger RNA, 1836 nt
Organism: Olea europaea var. sylvestris
Lineage: Eukaryota; Viridiplantae; Streptophyta; Magnoliopsida; Lamiales; Oleaceae
Exons: 2
Coding region: 1-1836 (611 amino acids)
Source: RefSeq, a predicted model, not a curated record